UGAAGGAAAUAUUUAUAUGUGCAUUUCAAUAGCGAUAGUGUUUUGAAGCGCGCAGUGUGAAAGUAAUUACGUUUUGUGAGUAUUUUAAUCAGUAAGGAAAUUCAAGAAGAAGCACUAUGCCACGUGGAACCACUCUGACGGAAAAUGAGCGUGGGAUCGUAAUUGGUCUUCAUGAAUCUGGUAUGAAAAUUGGGGAAAUUGCUGCAAGAGUUAAUCGCCAUCGGAAUACGAUUAGAAACUUUCUGGACGACUCUGAAAAUUAUGCCAAAAUCAAGCGAAGUGGAAGAAAACCCAUGGUUUGUGAUAGGACCAAACGGGAAAUCGGUCGCCUAGCUGUGUUCAAAAACAUGAGUGCUGGACAAAUUAAAGCAGAACUGGAUCUGCAAGUGACUAGGCGUCGUAUUCAACAAAUUUUACAUGAAAGCAGUAACAUUCGAUAUGAAAACCGCAGUGCCAAACCCAGACUCUUCCCUCACCAUAGGAAGGCACGUCUCCAGUUCGCUGAAAAAUAUUAA
Hermetia illucens (black soldier fly) is the source of this 515-nucleotide messenger RNA. RefSeq lists its product as uncharacterized. NCBI's taxonomy places the organism in Eukaryota, Metazoa, Arthropoda, Insecta, Diptera, Stratiomyidae. The record is from RefSeq and is a predicted model, not a curated record. Gene Ontology annotation, molecular function: DNA binding. The transcript has 2 exons. Bases 117 to 515 code for a protein of 132 amino acids.